Molecule: messenger RNA, 2611 nt
Organism: Colossoma macropomum (tambaqui)
Lineage: Eukaryota; Metazoa; Chordata; Actinopteri; Characiformes; Serrasalmidae
Gene: pde9al
Product: phosphodiesterase 9A like
Biological process (GO): cGMP catabolic process
Molecular function (GO): 3',5'-cyclic-GMP phosphodiesterase activity
Source: RefSeq, a predicted model, not a curated record
AUACAGCACAGCUCAUACAGUUCAGACAAUCUCCAGUGAGUUCUUCUGUGGUUUCUUGGUGGACUUUGGAUUUGGUCUUGGAAAAAGCCUCCUCCAGAGUAAGAGAAGUUCUCUCUCACUUUCUCCUGUCAGCUCACUGAGGCAGCACUGUCAGCAUGGGCUCAGGCUCCUCAUCCUACGCCCCCAGAACCAUCUACCUGGACGUGGAUGGCAAAGUGCAGAAGAAACACAGCUGUUAUGCUGUUGGACCCUGAGGGAGCCCUGGUGUCCAUUGAUCCUACCAUGCCCACCAACUCUCCCAAUUCUCUCUACAAAGUCGUUCCUCUGUCCCACGGUCAGCUGGGAGAGAAGGAAGACAUGUUUCAGAACGUGUUAUCGCAGGUGGCGGAGCAGUUCAGCAGGGCCUUCAGGAUCAAUGAACUGAAGACCGAAGUGACCAACAGGCUGGCUAUGCUGGAGAAGAGAGUCGAGUUGGAGGGCCUCAAGGUUGUGGAGAUUGAGAAGUGCAAGAACGACCUGAAGAAGCUGAGAGAUGAGAUGACCUCCAGAGGAGGAGGAAGAGUGAACUGCCCAUGUAAGUACAACUUCUCGGACGAUGGAAAGAAACUAACUCCGAGACGCGACGUUCCCAGCUAUCCAAAGUACACGCUCUCUCAGGAGACGAUUGAGGCUCUGAAGAAACCUACCUUUGAUGUCUGGCACUGGGAGCACAAUGAAAUGCUCAGCUGCUUGGAGUACAUGUACCAUGACUUAGGGCUGGUGAAGGAGUUCACCAUGAACCCCAUUACUCUCAAGCGCUGGCUGCUUGCUAUUCAGGAGAAUUACCGUAGCAACCCCUUCCACAACUUCCGCCAUUGUUUCUGUGUGAGUCAGAUGAUGUAUGGCAUGAUCCACCUCUGCAACCUUCAGGAAAAGCUCACGCUGACAGACUUGGGCAUUUUAAUGACUGCUGCAGUAUGUCAUGACUUGGACCACCCUGGAUACAAUAACACGUACCAGAUAAAUGCCCGCACUGAGCUUGCAGUGCGCUAUAAUGACAUCUCUCCUCUGGAGAACCAUCACUGUGCUGUGGCCUUCCAAAUCCUCGCUUUGCCCGAGUGCAAUAUCUUUGCCAAUGUGGAUUCUGAAACUUUUAAACAGAUCCGCCAGGCAAUCAUCACGCUGAUUUUGGCCACUGACAUGGCCAGACAUGGGGAGAUCCUGGACUCCUUCAAGCACAAAGUGGACAACUUUGACUUCACCAAUGAGGAGCAUGUAACUUGUCUGAAGAUGGUCCUGAUCAAGUGCUGUGACAUUUCUAAUGAGGUCAGGCCCACGGAAGUGGCCGAGCCAUGGGUAGACUGUCUGCUGGAGGAGUACUUCAUGCAGAGUGACAGAGAGAAGUCUGAGGGUCUGCCUGUCGCUCCAUUUAUGGACAGAGACAAAGUGACCAAGCCCACCGCUCAGAUUGGCUUCAUUAAAUUCGUCCUCAUUCCCAUGUUUGAAACAGUCAUGAAGCUUUUCCCGCAGAUUGAGGAAAUCAUGGUGCAGCCUCUGCGCGACUCACGGGAUCACUAUGAAGAGCUCAAGCAGAUUGAUGAUGCCAUGACCGAGGCACAGAAGAAAAAAACAGAAAAUAUGUCAUUAGGAGGGAAGAAGAAAUAAGUUUUGCGGCAAGCUGAGUGCUACCGUGGAUCUUGCUUUCUGACCCGUUUCCGCAGCGGGAACAACGCUCCGGUCUGAGCUUUUACUAAGAAGGUCCACUGUGAAGUCAAAGUGGUGUUGAAGAUGGCUGCUCCAUCUGUUGAAUCCAAAGAGGCAUCUGAAGUGCUCAGGCUUUUGGAACCGGGACAGGGAUCCUCCACAUAGCUGCAAGCUGGUAGACUGCUAGACAAUAGAUUGGUCUGAUCAUCUCUGUUUGUUGUUUCUUCUAUGUGGCCUCUUUGGGAAUUGUGGGCAUACACGCCAGCAUGGGUUUUUUCUUCUCUUCUUUUUGUUUGUGCUGUUCUCAGAAUUUUGGCAUUUGCAUGUCCUGCAUGAGGAAGUAUGUUAGUUAGAGUGUACGGUUAAUAUUUAUUAUGUACUAUGUAGCCAUUGAAGAUUACUGUUACCACUGAGGCCAGAUGGAAGAUAGAAGAUAAGGCUUUACAGCUUCAUGUACACCUUUUAAAAAAUAGCAAAAGCAUUUCAAAAUGCUUCUUGAUCACUAUGAAAAGUGUGAUUGCUUUCCCAAUUUUAUCUCACAGACAUCUUGGCACCUGUAAAACAAUCAAUUCAGUGUUGGAUAGAUUUCAGUAGUGAACACCCAGUUGCUAUAAAACAUGGGGAAGUGUACUGACACUUGACAAAUAUGUCUGGACUCCAGCCACUGUUGCCUUCUGUAUUUUAACUUUAUUUCAAUGUUGACCACAGCACAAAGUCAAUUGAAGUGUGUUAUGAAUGAUUGAUGAGUUUAUGAAAAAAAUCACUAAAAAGGCAUUUAUUUUCUCAUUUGAUACAGGUGUCUGACAUGUGCAGUUUAUUUUUCUUCUACAAUUCUUUUACAAGAAUUUUAAUGAUGUAAUCUCAUACUUGUCAUUAUGUUUAACAUUCCUCCCUACUAGGACCUUCUCAGCACUGUCACUGACUUUUU